AUGACCCGCGCCCUCUGCUUUAGCUUCCUCCUCCUGCUGUCCCUCUGCCUCCCCGCUCGUGCUGAACCUCGGCGGACCACAUCCUCUCAGCGCAGGUCGGCUCGCGCGCCAGCAGCCAAGGUGCGUUUGGCUGGCAACUAUGCGCGAGAGCCGCACGAAGGACGCGUGGAGGUGCUGCACAACAACACCUGGGGGACCGUCUGCGAUGAUGAAGUGAACAUCAAACUGGCCAACGUGGUGUGUCGAGAGCUGGGUUUCCAGGGCGGCAUAACUUGGGCACACAGCGCAAAGUAUGGAGAAGGAGAAGGCCCAAUAUGGAUGGAUAAUGUACGUUGUGAUGGCACAGAGAAGUCCCUGAAGGACUGCAAACACAACGGUUGGGGAGUGAAUGACUGUAAACACUCUGAGGACUUGGGGGUGGUGUGCACCACUCAGCGCAGGCUGGAUCAGACAGCCAGCAGAGGUGCCAUUACCCCUGCCAGGCCCAAUGGCAGCCCCGCACCUCAGUGGCAGGGUCUUGUGGACACCCGCAGGCAUCCAGGAUAUGGAUAUUAUGGAAACGGACAUCCAUAUGAGAUCCCCAGGUUCCAAAGACACCAACUCCACCAGGGUCAUAGUAAAGUGCGAAUUGAGGAAGUCCGUCUUCGUCCCAUCCUCAUGGCUACCAAGAAGAAAAACCUGAUCACAGAAGGUGUGGUGGAAGUGAAGCAUGCUGGGAGAUGGAGGCAGGUUUGUGACAUGGGUUGGAGUCUCAACAGCAGCCGGGUUGUGUGCGGGAUGCUUGGCUUUCCAGAGGCGGCUCAACACAAUGUUAAAACAUACAAGAAAAUAUGGGAUACCAAGGUUGCAGAUCCUUCAACAAGAUUGAGCGUCAUGGCAAAGAAGAAGGGAUUCUGGGUAGAAAAAGUUCACUGUCUUGGAACUGAGAACACCCUGUCAGAGUGUCUUGCGCAGCUGUCAAUCUCCCGUAACCCCACCCCUUGUAAGAAUGGGAGACAUGCAGUAGUCAAGUGUGUACCAGGACCCCAGUUUGCUCGCAUGUCCUCAGGAAGACCCCAGGCUCCUUAUCCAGUUGUGCCUGUGCGUCUGAAGGCAGGCCCCAGGUUAGGUGAGGGCCGUGUGGAGGUGCUCCGAGAUGGUAAAUGGGGGACCAUUGUGGACCAUAUGUGGGAACGAACUGCAGCCAGUGUGGUGUGCAGAGAACUGGGCUUUGGUACGGCCAAGGAUGCCCUGCAUGGAGCCUUCAUGGGUCAAGGUACAGGACCAAUCCAUAUAAACAGUGUCCAGUGUAUGGGGUCAGAGCGCUCCAUCCUAGACUGCUACUUCCAGGAAGUCCAACCAUGGACAUUCAAACACAGUCAGGAUGCCUCAGUACGCUGUAACGUCCCUAAGACUGGCAUGGAGAACACGGUGCGGCUUGCUGGUGGUAGAGUCCCAUCAGAAGGCCGUGUGGAGGUGUUGAUGGAGGUUGGAGGUCGUAAGCGCUGGGGCUCUGUCUGUAGUGAGAACUGGGGCAUCAACGAGGCCAUGGUGGUCUGCAGACAGCUCGGUCUGGGCUUCGCUGCCAGUGCUCAUCAGGAGACCUGGUACUGGACCGGUGACCCAAAUGCAGCCGAUGUGAUUCUCAGUGGAACCCACUGUGUGGGCACAGAGCUUUCAAUUCAACAAUGUCGUCGCAACAACCAUGUCCAUUGUCCUCGCGGAGGUGGAACUAAGGCUGCUGGGGUCAGCUGUUCGGACACGGCACCUGACCUCGUUCUGGAUGCCCAGUUGGUCCAGGAGACAGCCUACCUAGAAGACCGACCCCUCCACCUGCUAACCUGUGCCAACGAGGAGAACUGUCUGUCCUCAUCUGCUGCCAGGAUGAACUGGCCUUAUGGCCACCGACGCCUACUGCGCUUCUCCUCUCGCAUCAUGAACCUGGGUCGGUCCGAUUUCAGACCCAAAGCUACAAGAGAGAGCUGGACGUGGCACCAGUGUCACAGGCACUACCACAGCAUCGAGGUGUUCACACAUUACGACCUGCUGACUCUGAAUGGCACGAGGGUUGCAGAGGGACACAAGGCCAGUUUCUGUCUGGAGGACACGUAUUGCCCUGAUGGAGUCCAGAAGCGGUUCUCUUGCUAUAACAUGGGUGACCAGGGCAUUUCUGUGGGCUGCUGGGAUACCUAUCGCCACGAUAUCGACUGUCAGUGGGUUGAUGUGACUGAUGUACGGCCAGGAGACUACAUCUUUCAGGUGGAAGUCAACCCCUCUAUGGACAUGGCUGAGUCUGACUUUAUGAACAAUGUCAUGAGAUGUCGGUGCAAAUAUGACGGCCACAGAGCUUACAUGUAUGGAUGUCAUGCAGGAGAUGCAUAUAGUGCAGAGAUUGAAGACCUGUUUGAGCACCAGCGGCAAAUCACCAACAACUUUGUGUAGCCCAUCCCAGGACUCAGUACGAAGGCCUUCCAGUGGGGCCCAGAGAAUACUCAGGGUGGGCUGAGGUCGAUGGCCCUAGGCCCUUGGGACCUUAGCACCCACAAUAACAGAGAACACACAAAAUGGUGCCUGUUCAUCUCCUCAGCAGAUGUGGAUAAAAUAUUCAUAAGAGAAUCAUAUCAGAGAAGCGACCAGUGCAGAGACUCCAUUCUCAACUCAAACAGCUGUUGACAACAAGAGUGGAACAGAUUGCUCAACAUGUUUUUUACUCUAGUCACAUAUGAUAUUGGAUAUUGUUUCAGACUAUACUGAUUUUUGUGAAUGUGGACUACUAGUAACUGAAGUUAGUUAUUCAAAACAUAUAGGUAUGAAAGACGUUAAUGUCGCUAUAACUAAUGUGUAACAAAGACAAUGGAAAAAUGUGUUGGGAAAUCUUGUUCCCAUGCUAAAAGAAACUAAAAUCUGAGAAAAAAAUAAUAAUAUUGUGACUUGGUAAUUUCUUUUGCAAAAAGAUCAUUUAGAUCACUUGUAGCAAAAAGUUGGCAUUAUUUUUCAAAUUCUUCACUAACUGGAUCGUUUGUAGCUGUUGCGCUUUUACAUUACUUCAAUAUUGGUGCUCUUUGCCAAUACUGUAUGUUGUUAUACUAACCUCACUACAUUUCAGGUGAACAGUGUUGUACAAUGCAUUUUGGGUCUCUUUUUUACAGAUAAUUAGGUAUUUUACUAUUGCUUUGGUUUGAACAAAAUCAUUGUUUUAUAAAAGUGUAGUCGUGCUCUAAAAGUUUUGCUUCUCAUCUAGAAUAGGUAAGAAGAGGUCAAAUGAUUUUUAUGGAACAAAGCACUUUAUCUUUUAAACAUCAGUAUUCUAGUUUUGCCCCCACACCUUUAUUUUUAAUUAGCCACCAGAUAGAUUUUUAGGGUGUUUAUCUAAAAAAAAAAAUACUUUAUUGUGUUUUACAUUUCAGAAAGUGAAAUAUAAGGUUUGUGUUUAGUUUUCAUAUUAAGUGUACUAUUUAUAUUGUACCUUUAUUUAUUCAUGGAUUCACACUUACAUAGCAUGCUCAGUGAAGAGUUUGUUAGCUUGCAUUUAAUUAACAAUACUGAAUAUUUCUUUUUUGUUUUUCAGACAUAAUUAACCAGGGGGAAAAACAUUUUCAUAAAGUAGUUACAGGACUAUUAUUAUUAGAACAUACCCAUGAUGCGGAUGAUUAAUUACUGACUUAUUUUAUUUUAGUUAUUAAAACAAGUGGAACGUUACAGCUUUUCUCUUCCAGCCUCUGUAAUGGGAGGGAAGACCAUGCUGACAAAACCACUGUAUUGUGGUAGUCAGGCAGGCUGGGUUUUGAGAGCAUAUAAAAAGCCUUUUAAUUAUGUCUGUUUGGGUUAGACAUAAGGUUACGGUCAAGGUUAGGGCUAUAGCAUGUGCUUUAUAAAGAAACUAUGGAAUUGUUACUUGGAAAUCUAGAUUUCCAACUUAACACAAGCUACAAGAAAGAUUCUGAGAGAUUUAGUGAGGGAGAUGGUGACUGAAAGAAAGAGUGAGAAAGUAAGACAGAAGGAUAGAAAGGGAUGAAGUUUGGAGAAAGACUUAUACAGACAUACAGUUUUUUAUUUUACUACCAGAGCUGCCUUUUUGUAGGCAGCCAUACAGCGACCACAAGCUGGCAUUUUCAGCUCCCCAACGAGAACAACAUGUUUGUCUGGGAGAAAAAAUAAACUCCUUGAUUCACGCUUCAA
This is a messenger RNA of Seriola aureovittata, 4158 nucleotides long. It is a transcript of the gene loxl4, whose product is annotated as lysyl oxidase-like 4. The record is from RefSeq and is a predicted model, not a curated record. Gene Ontology annotation, biological process: peptidyl-lysine oxidation. Lineage: Eukaryota; Metazoa; Chordata; Actinopteri; Carangiformes; Carangidae. Gene Ontology annotation, molecular function: copper ion binding; protein-lysine 6-oxidase activity. Gene Ontology annotation, cellular component: membrane. The transcript is spliced from 14 exons. Bases 1 to 2421 code for a protein of 806 amino acids.